This is a messenger RNA of Drepanopeziza brunnea f. sp. 'multigermtubi' MB_m1, 279 nucleotides long. NCBI's taxonomy places the organism in Eukaryota, Fungi, Ascomycota, Leotiomycetes, Helotiales, Drepanopezizaceae. The record is from RefSeq and is a predicted model, not a curated record.
AUGGCUACGCUUGUCUUGAUCGAGCAGCAGCAGACACGAUGGAGUGGGAGCGAGCGGACUUCCUCCCUCCUCCCUCCUCCCUCAUCCCUCGAGACCAUCAUGGUGUUUCGGGGAGCCGCAUCGACGCUGCAGAGACAUACAUACUUCUACAUGCUUGGAGGAUCUCCUGCGCUCCACGCCGCCGCCCAGGAGAUUGGAGGAGGAGGAAACCCUGAUCUCGCAUCUUUCACGAAGAGAUGUUUUCAAUCUCGAUCCAAGGGAAUCAGCUCAGCAGCCUAG